Messenger RNA from Penicillium odoratum, 867 nucleotides. RefSeq lists its product as uncharacterized. NCBI's taxonomy places the organism in Eukaryota, Fungi, Ascomycota, Eurotiomycetes, Eurotiales, Aspergillaceae. The coding region runs from base 1 to 867 and encodes 288 amino acids. The transcript is spliced from 3 exons. The record is from RefSeq and is a predicted model, not a curated record.
AUGCCUUCUGCUGGCUCAGAGGAGCUUGAUACCCGUUUGGACAUCCCCGUCGCUAUGACCCCCGAUCUUACGCUCUCCACUCAACGGCCAAGAGCCGCGACUGCAACGCUCCCAGCCAUGCCUCAAUCACCCACCCUUCGACAGUCUUUACAAGGUCCUAGUUCUCUGCAUGGGGGAAGUCCAACACUGGGGUCCAGUGAGCAUGAGAUCACCCGAUCGGCUCAGGGUCCACUUCGACACCCAAAGCCUCUGACACCGUCAGAUCUCCAUCUCGUGCUGGAGAAAGAGCAAGAGGCGAUGGUAAAUCGAUUGACGCGCGAACUCUCUUUCCUCCGCCAACAGACUACAUCCGUGGCAUCCACAGCGUCCUCUACCUCCACCAUGAACGAGUCCGCUGAUGGUACACACGGCUCCCCGUCUUUAGGCGGCGCCACUCACUCUCAUUCAUACCGUCGACAGCGCUCCUCAUCCAGUCUGGGCUCCCACUCAACCUCGGUUCACGGUAGCCAAGCAAGCGUCACAGGAAUUGCCCCUUCUCGAACAGUUGAACAUAACCGAUCGGCACGAAGCCGUGAACCGUCACUAUCUCACCGUCGCCCAUCGAUCGGAUCCCUCAGCUCACACGCUCAGCAUCCCCAUCCAGAGCACGUCUCCCACUAUGGAAGCCCUUCUAUCUACCCCCAUCGAAGCUCAAUCUCCCAGACUCACCUGGGUCUGUCGAGUAGCUCCCUCGCUCGAUGCGAGGAAGUUGCACUUCACAGGGCCGAACUAGAAACCGUAAGACGGGAGAAUGAGCAGCUGCGACGGCGGGUACGAGAGCUGGAACAAGUUUUAAAGAAGCAGAAAGAGGAGCCUGUCGACUCAUGA